GGCCGACCCUACGCUGUCCUGGCUUCCAUCGAUACCAUAUCCUCCUGCACAAGAAGGCCGAUGGUCUCCAGUGACAUCAACUAUCAAUUGGUGUGAAGAGGUGGGUUUCAAUAUACUUACUUGACGGCGGUUGGGGUGCUUCGACACUGUUGCGAAAACUAGGCGACGUCUAGAACUUGGGACUGACAGUUUACAGGAUUACUACGCGACCAUCUACUCGGCCGAAAUCGUGAACACCCUCACAAACCUCUUGUUCAUGUACCUCGCCGCACAGGGAAUCCGUGGUUGCUUGAAGAAUAGCCACGACCGGAUAUUUGUUGUAACGUUUAUUGGAUAUCUUCUUGUGGGCAGUGGCAGCUUUCUGUUCCAUGCCACGUUAAAAUAUCCUAUGCAACUCGUGGAUGAGCUUUCCAUGAUAUACACGACAUGUCUCAUGUGCUAUGCAACCUUCUCCCACGGGAAGUCGAAGCUAUACUCGAUAAUUCUAGCCGCAUCCCUGGUGUCGUUGUCACUGUUUAUCACACUAUACUACCAUUAUCUCCAGGAUCCCACGUUCCACCAGAAUGCGUAUGCACUUCUAACUGCUACUGUCGUCUUCCGAAGUAUGCAUGUUAUGGAAGUGAACAUCCGACCCAAGUUCAAAGAGAAGGCGGCAAGAGAGGUACAACGCGCGACAAGAGCUGGUCAAGCAGAGCAGGACCGACAGGACGAGCGGGACAAAGAUAUCUUGCGUCAAAUGUGGACGUUGAUCGCCUGCGGUUUGAGUAUAUUCAUUGGCGGAUUUGGUAUCUGGACUCUGGACAACGAGUUUUGUUCGACGUUGAGGGCCUGGCGGAGACAGAUAGGGCUGCCUUGGGGCCUCUUGUUGGAAGGACAUGGAUGGUGGCAUAUCAUGACGGGUGUUGGAGCAUACUUCUACAUCCAGUGGGGCAUAUGGCUGCGACAUUGUCUCAAUGAUAAGCAAGACAACUACGAACUGCAAUGGCCAAGCGUCUUCUCGCUUCCUGCCGUUGUACGACAGCAGAGCUCGCCCUCAAAUGGGCUGGUUGGAAGCGCCAAAAAGGACAAGUGAGAUGAUGAAAGAAUAGAGCAUCCAAAGGGUGCUUCCCUGAAGCAUCUGAAGGGUUGUAUGAUUGCGAAGAAUGAUGAAUGCCAAACUUUGAAGAAGAGCUCUGUUGUAGAGAAUGAAGCCGCCUCACUACGCUUGGCCAAUAAGUUGAUAAUGCAGAAUGUUGUCUGAAUUGCUGAUAUGCCAAAACGAAGUCAAGAAGUAAUUGAGGUGUAUUGCGUCGCAACCAGGCUGUAGAUAAGCUACGGUUCUCACGCCAAUCUAAUCACUAUAUCUGAAGCAUAUAGCAAUAUCAGAAC
Messenger RNA from Mytilinidion resinicola, 1368 nucleotides. RefSeq names its product alkaline ceramidase-like protein. Gene Ontology annotation, biological process: ceramide catabolic process; ceramide biosynthetic process. The coding region runs from base 257 to 1072 and encodes 271 amino acids. Lineage: Eukaryota; Fungi; Ascomycota; Dothideomycetes; Mytilinidiales; Mytilinidiaceae. The transcript is spliced from 3 exons. The record is from RefSeq and is a predicted model, not a curated record. Gene Ontology annotation, cellular component: endoplasmic reticulum membrane.